AUGCCUUUGAUAAAUCCUUUCAAUUUGCUCAAGCAAUGGUUCAAAGGACCAUCCAAAAGUCUGGAUCACGAAGAAACAUUCAACCCAAGAGUACAUCUUAACUAUACCCCACCUCUGAAGAAGUUCACAAUGGAUGAUCUCCUCUUGAACCCAAGCCCAACCGCCUCGCCCAUUGCAGGAACAGUCCCAUUUCCACUGUUGUCAGCUGAAGGCGUAAGAGCUUAUCGAAGAGCCUUAUUCCAAAGGAACGUUGUCGAAAAAUGCGCUACCUCACCCUUCCCUGGAACUUUGGUCCUACGAGAUGCGGCUAAGCAUUCAAAGUUUGUCCAUGACCUUUGGACACACCCCGAAACAUUGAAAAUCGUAUCCGAAGCAGUCGGUGUACCUUUAGAGGUGGUGAUGCCGACGGAAAUAGCACACACCAACAUUCAAGUGCAAGGCAAUACCAUAUCGGAAAUGUCCCGCAAUCUGAGGAUCGAACCAACGUUAGAAAAGGUUGAGUUGACUCCCGAAGAACAAGCUUACGACCCACUGAAAGACGCCAGUGCUAUAAUACCAUGGCAUUAUGACUCAUAUCCUUAUGUUUGCGUAUUGAUGCUGAGCGAAACAGAGGGUAUGAUCGGAGGCGAGACAUACAUCAAAAAGGGGAAUGGGGAGGCACAAAAGGUGGAAGGCCCCCAGAUGGGCCAUGCAGUGAUGCUCCAAGGCGGCGAAGUCUGCCAUCUAGCAGCUCGGGCGAAAGGUGUCAAAGAGCGCAUAUCAACCAUCACUUCCUACCGGGCUAAGAUGCCCAAUGUCUAUGAUUCCAGUUAUAUUACCAAUGUUCGGCCUUACGCGGAUACCAACACACUCUAUCCUGAAUGGACACAAUACCGGCUCCGAAAAUUGAGAGAUGAGCUUACCCAUUAUCUCGACAGAAUGGAGAGAAAGGACGAUCCUUCGCGCACUACAGAGGACAUAAACGACCUUAUAGAGCGGCAAAUUGAUUAUUUGCGGCGAACGUCCCGACAAAUGGUUGACCCUGAGUAUACACAACAAAUACUGCAGAAGUAUGGUAGGGUAGCAUACUAUGAUGCGCCUCGGAUCUGGGAGACUAUUCAGUCUCUACCGGAAUUUGAGAGACUUGCCUCAGCCGCAGAUCAGGAGCGAUGUUGGCAGCCAAACAGUCCUUAUUGGAUGGACCUUCAGAGAUCUAUUGAGACAUGGAGCCAAGGGAAAUCUCUCCAGAGUACGAUGGGAACUACAGCAUGGAUGAGAAUGGAAAGUUACCACAUGGGGGAUGAACUUCUGCGACAAGGACUCAAUGAGGUGUUUCUGGAUUGGCUCGGAUGUGCAGGUAUUUCGGAGCUUUAUCGCAAAAUGUGA
This is a messenger RNA of Penicillium paradoxum, 1365 nucleotides long. RefSeq lists its product as uncharacterized. The record is from RefSeq and is a predicted model, not a curated record. NCBI's taxonomy places the organism in Eukaryota, Fungi, Ascomycota, Eurotiomycetes, Eurotiales, Aspergillaceae. Bases 1 to 1365 code for a protein of 454 amino acids. The transcript has 4 exons.